AUGGAAAACCAAGGAGAAGUUCAAGAGGGGAUGAAAUUCGAUAUCCAACAACUGAAGGGACAAAUGAGCCAAAUCCUAGAGGCUCUGAAUGCAUUACAAAGACCUGGAGAUUCGCAAGCACCGCGACCGCAACCAAGAGCAUUAGAGGCCCAAACUUUCCCUCCUCAUGGUCUUCCUCCGAAUUACACUCCACCUUCAGGAGCGGACUUGAGACAUGUUAACACACAAAAGGUCGAAGAUAACGCAGUUGAAAUAGAAGACAAGCUUGGGGCAGACACUGCCAUAAUUCAUGGAGAGACAACCCAGUCAGGUAUGGCAAACGUGAUAAUGACAAAACCACCUGAGAUAGAGUCUUCACCUUACGGUGUUACACCAACAGAGUUUGAAAAACUGGAAAUGCUUGGGAAAAAGUUGAGAGCCAUAAAGGGCAAGCAUGUGUUUGAAUUUGGAGAUGCUAGAAAACUAUGCUUAGUUCCUGAUGUGGUGAUACCUCCAAAGUUCAAGUUGCCAGAGUUUGAGAAAUAUCGGGGAAAUACUUGCCCAAGGAACCACAUAACCAUGUACUGCAGAAAAAUGACAGCCUAUACUCAUGAUGAAAAAUUGUUGAUUCACUUAUUCCAGGAAAGUUUAACUGGCGUGGCUCUAAGUUGGUACAUGCGCUUAGAAACAGCGCACAUCUACACAUGGAAAGAUCUGGUUGACGCGUUCCUAAGGCAAUAUGAAUAUAAUGAAGAUAUCACACCUGACAGAGUACAACUGCAAAACAUGGUGAAGAAAGAGUCUGAAUCAUUCAGAGAAUAUGCCCAAAGGUGGAGAGAAAUUGCUGCCCAAGUAGAACCUCCUAGGAGUGACAAGGAGAUGACUACCAUAUUUCUGAAUACUCUACAACCACCAUUUUAUGAGCACAUGAUAAGCAGUGCCUCUUCGAGUUUUGCUGAUAUAGUAGUAAUUGGAGAAAGAGUCGAGGGUGGCAUAAGAAAUGGAAAAAUCACACUAGAUCCAAAUCUGGUGGCGAGUCUGAAUGAGUAUGGUCUAGGACAAGAGGAAAAGAGAAAACAAAAGGCUAAUUCACAUUUUACUGCCCGUUCCCAGAUGUCGCAUUCCUAUGGGUUUAACCGAGCCAUUGAGGAGAGAAAUUACAAUCGCAAUGAGAAGGUCGUCAAUUUCACUCCUAUCCCCAUGACCUAUACACAGUUGCUGCCAGAUCUUCUUCGCAAUAACCUCAUAGAGGUCUGUCCCACCAGACCUACACGACCUCCUUACCCAAAGAAGUAUGACAUAAAUGCCAGGUGUGAUUAUCAUGAAGGAGCGCGUGGACAUUCAACAGAGGCAUGCAAGGCUUUAAAGCAUAAAGUGCAAUCUUUGAUCGAUUUAGGAUGUUUAAAGUUUGAAGAAAGUCAACCCAGCACUAAGGCAAGGCGUGAGUUCGUCGCUGCAAAUGCCAUCGACAAUUGA
This is a messenger RNA of Vigna radiata var. radiata (mung bean), 1455 nucleotides long. RefSeq lists its product as uncharacterized. The transcript has a single exon. Bases 1 to 1455 code for a protein of 484 amino acids. NCBI's taxonomy places the organism in Eukaryota, Viridiplantae, Streptophyta, Magnoliopsida, Fabales, Fabaceae. The record is from RefSeq and is a predicted model, not a curated record.